Messenger RNA from Gossypium raimondii (Peruvian cotton), 2328 nucleotides. Its product is annotated as phosphatidylinositol/phosphatidylcholine transfer protein SFH6. The record is from RefSeq and is a predicted model, not a curated record. The transcript is spliced from 14 exons. NCBI's taxonomy places the organism in Eukaryota, Viridiplantae, Streptophyta, Magnoliopsida, Malvales, Malvaceae. The coding region runs from base 227 to 2101 and encodes 624 amino acids.
UUUUUUUUUCCCGUAAACAAAUUGAGAAUUCAAAGUAAAAGAGAAAGACAAAAUUCAAAGCUCCUCAUAUUUGGACUCUUCUCCGUAGAACUUCUUAUUCUUGUUUUUGUUGAUUGUAAUGCUGGGUUUUUUUAUAAGGCGCGCGAGACUAAAUUGAUCCGAUUAUAACAAAUCUGUGAUUACCGGUGGCGGCUGCGCCGUCUUGAUUCUUUCGUCCAGGGCGUAGAUGUCAGGGCCACUAGAUCGAUUUGCUAGGCCUUGCUUUGAGGGGGUUUCAGGCAGUGAUGAGAAGAGAGAGAGGAAGUCCGAUUUUGAGAACUCUGAAGAUGAAAGACGCACGAAAAUGGGAUCUCUGAAAAAGAAAGCUUUAAAUGCAUCUACUAGAUUUAAGCAUUCUCUCAAGAAGAAGAGUAGUAGAAGGAAAAGUGAUGGCCGUGUCAGCUCUGUAUCCAUUGAGGAUAUUCGUGAUGUUGAGGAGCUGCAGGCUGUUGAUCAAUUUCGGCAAGCAUUGAUUAUGGAAGAAUUGCUUCCGGAAAAACACGAUGACUAUCACAAGAUGUUGAGGUUUUUGAAAGCAAGGAAGUUUGAUAUCGAUAAAGCUAAACACAUGUGGGCAGAUAUGCUCCAAUGGAGGAAGGAGUUUGGUUCUGACACCAUUAUUGAGGAUUUUGAGUUUUCAGAGUUGAAUGAGGUUUUAAAUUAUUACCCUCAGGGCUAUCAUGGUGUUGAUAAGGAGGGUAGACCUGUGUAUAUUGAAAGAUUGGGAAAAGUUGAUCCCAACAAACUGAUGCAAGUUACAACUUUGGAUCGGUAUGUAAAAUACCAUGUCCGGGAAUUUGAGAAGGCCUUCAGUGUUAAGUUUCCUGCUUGUACAAUUGCAGCAAGGAGGCACAUUGAUUCAAGCACUACAAUUUUAGAUGUUCAUGGUGUGGGCUUUAAGAAUUUUACCAAGUCUGCAAGGGAACUGAUUAUGCGACUGCAAAAGAUUGAUGGUGACAACUACCCUGAGACGCUUCACCAAAUGUUUAUCAUCAAUGCUGGACCUGGGUUUAGGCUGCUGUGGAACACUGUGAAGACGUUUUUGGAUCCCAAAACAACUUCAAAGAUCCAUGUUAUUGGAAACAAGUACCAGAGCAAAUUGCUUGAGAUCAUUGAUGCCUGUGAGUUGCCAGAAUUUCUGGGUGGUAGCUGUACUUGUGCAGAUCAGGGAGGGUGCCUUCGCUCUGAUAAAGGGCCUUGGAGAAAUCCUGAAAUAUUGAAGAUGGUUGUUAAUUGUGAGGCACGGCGUGCCAGACAAGUUGAAAAAGUUUGGAAUGGUAAUGGGAAGGUUAUUGCAUAUGCUAAGCCACCUUAUCUAAUGCAGUUGAAAGGAAGUGAUACAUCCACGGCAGAAUCUGGAUCAGAAGCUGAAGAAAUUGCAUCCCCAAAAGCAAUGAAGAAUUAUUCACAGCUUAGGCUGACCCCUGUUCGUGAAGAAACUAAGGUUGUUGGGAAAACAAGCCAUGCUGGUAAUUUCUCAGGCUAUGAUGAAUAUGUUCCGAUGGUUGACAAAGCUGUUGAUGCUAGUUGGAAGAAGCCAACAUCCCCCCUGAUGCCUUCUGGUUCCAAAGGUGUUAUAACAUUGCUUGAAACUCCCAAGACCCCGGAAGGAAUUCGAGCUCGGAUUUUGCUGACUAUUAUGACUUUUUUCAUGACACUUUACACUCUUUUGCGCUCAGUAGCCUGCCAUAUAACUAGAAAGCUUCCUGGCGCAGUUUCCGGUCAUUGUCAAAACAUUACUGAACUUACCCCUGGUGCAACUCAAAAGGAAGAGCAUUCCCCUUCUCCACCUCUUUCUCAGGCAGAUCUACUAUCUUCUGUGCUCAAGAGGUUGGUUGAGCUCGAGGAGAAAGUUGAUACACUACAAGCAAAGCCAUCUGUGAUGCCUUAUGAUAAAGAGGAAUUGUUGAAUGCUGCUGUAUGUCGAGUUGAUGCCCUUGAAGCAGAGUUAAUUGCUGCCAAGAAGGCUCUUCAUGAUGCUUUGAUGAGGCAAGAAGAACUGCUUGCUUACCUAGACAGACAAGAGGAAGCCAAAUUGCGGAAAAAGAAGUUUUGCUGGUGAUCUGCCUUUUCCCAUGGAGACUACGAAUGCUGCAUAGUGUUUUGAAUUCAUUUCUUUUUUACUAUUCGCUCGAAAUUGAUUCCAAUACAAAUCUUGUUGCCCUCAAGUGUACAAGAACCCUAAAUGAACUAUCCUUCUGUUGUCUUAUUUCAUUCCAUUUUAUUUCUCAUUUAAUGUUUGGAAUUGCUGCAUUUAUUUAAGUUAAAGAUUCAGAACUUGGUUUUGAA